Messenger RNA from Talaromyces proteolyticus, 1962 nucleotides. Its product is annotated as 5-aminolevulinic acid synthase HemA. Gene Ontology annotation, cellular component: mitochondrion. The transcript is spliced from 2 exons. Gene Ontology annotation, molecular function: 5-aminolevulinate synthase activity; pyridoxal phosphate binding. Lineage: Eukaryota; Fungi; Ascomycota; Eurotiomycetes; Eurotiales; Trichocomaceae. The coding region runs from base 1 to 1962 and encodes 653 amino acids. Gene Ontology annotation, biological process: heme biosynthetic process. The record is from RefSeq and is a predicted model, not a curated record.
AUGGAGUCGCUCUUGAACCAGUCCCGGGCCAUGUGUCCGUUCCUCCAAAAGACGUCCCCCGCCGCCCUGCGCUCGCUUUCGAUGAGCGCCCGCCCCAGCAGCGGGCCUCGAGGCGGCACUAUGUCGAAUCUGCAGGUUAUUGCUCGUCGCUGCCCGGUCAUGAGCAAGGCUUUGGCCGUGCAGAGUUCUCGUCUGGCCUCGAAGCGCUUCACCACUGCCGCUGCUUGUGGCGUGAGCGUCGCCAGGGAACUGAAGAAUCUGGACAGGACUGGCCGCUGCCCGAGAUCCCUGCACACGACUGCAGGGAAUGGGGUCAAUGUUGAAGUCGGCAGCUACGAGAAGAAUGAGCGAAUGCGUCCCGAACUGCAGGCCAAGUCUCCGAGAAAUACCGUCAACAAGCUCGAUGCGCUCUUCACUGGCCCUCUUCCGGGAACCCCCGCUGCGUCUAAAUUUGACUACGAGGAUUUCUACAAAAAUGAAUUGGACAAGAAGCACAAGGACAAGUCGUACCGGUACUUUAACAACAUCAAUCGGUUAGCCAAGGAGUUUCCCUGCGCCCAUAUGGCGGCGCCUGAGGAAAAGGUUACUGUUUGGUGCUCCAACGACUAUCUUGGAAUGGGACGGAACCCCGAAGUUUUGAAGGAAAUGCAUCAAACCCUUGACCACUACGGAGCUGGUGCUGGUGGUACCCGCAACAUUUCCGGUCAUAAUAGACAUGCUGUGAAGCUGGAGAAAACACUAGCGAAACUGCAUUCGAAAGAAGCAGCGCUGGUGUUUAGUUCAUGCUACGUCGCCAAUGACGCUACCCUGGCAACUUUGGGAAGUAAAUUACCAGACUGUGUGAUUCUCUCGGACAGUUUGAAUCAUGCAUCCAUGAUUCAGGGUAUCAGACAUUCGGGUGCCAAGAAAUUGGUUUUCAAGCACAAUGAUCUAGCUGACCUUGAAGCCAAGCUGGCUUCGCUACCCCCUGACGUUCCAAAGAUCAUCGCAUUCGAAUCCGUGUACAGCAUGUGCGGAUCUAUUGCACCUAUUGAAAAGAUCUGCGAUCUAGCUGAUAAAUAUGGUGCACUUACCUUCUUAGACGAGGUCCAUGCUGUUGGCAUGUACGGCCCGCACGGCGCCGGUGUAGCAGAGCAUCUUGACUAUGACGUUUACGCUUCUCAAGAUAGCAGCUCUCCACUUAGUACCAAGGGAACAGUCAUGGAUCGAAUUGACAUCAUCACCGGAACUUUAGGCAAAGCUUAUGGGUGCGUUGGUGGUUAUAUUGCCGGUUCUGCUAAAUUGGUGGAUACAAUUCGAUCGUUGGCCCCUGGUUUUAUUUUCACGACAUCCUUACCUCCUGCCAUAAUGGCUGGUGCGAACGCUGCAAUUGAGUAUCAAUCUCAUUAUCAGCGCGAUAGGGUCCUACAACAGCUUCAUACUAUGGCGGUAAAGGAUGCAUUCAAGGAGAUGAACAUUCCCGUCAUUCCCAACCCGUCGCAUAUUGUGCCUCUGCUAGUGGGUGACGCGGAGCUUGCCAAGCAAGCUUCCGAUAUGUUAUUAGAAGACCAUGGUAUUUACGUCCAAGCUAUCAACUAUCCGACCGUGCCACGCGGCGAGGAGCGUCUACGCAUUACACCCACUCCCGGUCAUGUCAAGGCAUACCGCAGCCAUCUCGUGCAGGCUGUAGACAACGUCUGGAACCGACUGGGCCUCAAGCGUACGAGUGAAUGGAAAGCUCAAGGCGGAUUCGUCGGUGUUGGCGUUGACGGGGCCGAAUCCGAGAACUCGCCUAUCUGGCAAUCCUCUCAGCUUGGUUUGAAGGAGAACGAAUCUGUCGAAGCUGCCGUAUCUCGCGAGUUCCAGCAACAGGCUCUCGAAGAGAAACAGCAGCUGGCAAGCAUCCAGCGCAUGCAGACCGGCGGCGCACCAGCCCAGGCCGCUGCCCCGAUCUUCGGAACUCGCGUUGAGGUUGCUGCCUAA